This is a messenger RNA of Ochlerotatus camptorhynchus, 1028 nucleotides long. Its product is annotated as bombyxin B-1-like. The record is from RefSeq and is a predicted model, not a curated record. Lineage: Eukaryota; Metazoa; Arthropoda; Insecta; Diptera; Culicidae. Gene Ontology annotation, cellular component: extracellular region. Gene Ontology annotation, molecular function: hormone activity. Bases 422 to 895 code for a protein of 157 amino acids. The transcript has 3 exons.
CAGAGCAUAACAAGAUACUGCACUGCACGGAAGAGCAUUCAAUCCAAUCGGCUCAAGAAGACGUGGUGCUGUGUCUAUAAAAUUGGAAAAGGUCCGAUGAAGUGUUUCAUUUUCAGCUGCACGCUGAACCGGUAGACACCUUUCGCUUUACAAUGUGAAUAAAGUGUCACGUUUUGUAUAAAGUGCUACAAGGAACACCAUGGACAGUGCCUCGAACAUAAGCUCACCAAUGUGCUCUAGAACGUCUAGAAAGUGCUAACGGAAAGAGGUCCAUGAGAAGUGAAGUCUGAGCAGAGUGCUUCCUGAACGGUUCCAGUGUGUGUUAAAAUCAGUCGAGAAGACACUGUCGAAGAAAGUUUCUUCCGUGAGCCUUUAGCUACUUUACUACGAAAGUGUGUCAGUAUUGUGAACAAGCAGGACCAUGAAAUUGACGUUCAUGGCCGUUGUCCUCUUGAUAGUACUUUGCAGUUCAAAUGUUAACGCAAGAGCUUUAAGAAGGUCAUGUGGAAAGUACUUGGCGGAUCGAAUUUCUGACCUGUGCAAAGCUCGAGGUGGUUACAAUCAACUGAGUUCCACUGAUAGCGUACUGCAGACUCAUCACCGUGCCAAGCGUGGAGUAGUAGAAGAAUGUUGCAAACAAAGCUGUACUGAUACUACACUAAUGCAAUACUGCAUGGAACAGGCUGAAGAACCGGAAGUGGUGGUUAUUUCCAACGAGGAAAGUAAAUUGACUACCCCAGCACCAACAGAAAAAUCUCUCGAACAAUUUAAAUUUACUACGAGAUUUCCCAUGCAUACAAUUCCAAUGGAGAUAGGAACAGUGCGACCGGAGUUCAACAAUAUAAAUGCAAAAUAUCUGGGCAACAGGCGGAAGCAGUACUAUUUUUACUACUAAUGGAAAGCGGGCGAUUGUGAUACGUAAAUAGAAAACGCUCGCAAAGAACUGAACCUCCCUAAAGGACCAGAUCCUAAGGCUGUGAAUGAAUUUAAGCAACAACAAAAAACAACUUCUAGUCAUCAACAUAUAA